AUGAGUGAGCAGGAGGCAGCGCAGGGAAGGAGCGGGGACGGCGGAGCAGCCGUGCCUCAGCUCGCGGCGCCAGGCAAGUUUGAUUUCACUAAAGUCACCGAGUGGCCAAGAUGGCUGAAGCGGUUCGAGCGCUACAGGAUUGCUUCGGGGCUGGACAAGCAGUCUCAAGAGUUCCAGGACUGGGAAAACUCAAAGAGCCCUACAGGAUUGAGCUCGACCCAGGAGCAGUCCCAUACGCCCUCUCAACCCCACGCAGAGUGCCCCUUCCACUGCGGGAUAAGGUGA
Messenger RNA from Knipowitschia caucasica, 285 nucleotides. Lineage: Eukaryota; Metazoa; Chordata; Actinopteri; Gobiiformes; Gobiidae. The record is from the annotation of a GenBank genome assembly.